GUGUAAAGUGUUUCUAAGCAACGGAGGUUUUUUUUCGCCUACACACGCCUCGGAGCUCAGCAGCUACGUCCGCUACUCAGGCUAUACUGCUUUCCCCCGUUUUGUUGGCAUGUCUACAGAGUGAAGUGGUAUUUAUUAGUGUACUGUCUGGUAUGUCCGAGCGCCUUCUUUAAAUUCUGCUUCACAAGACUCAAACAGUUGAUUGGUCGCGUCUUUCUCCUGAGGAACCAAUCAGAACCGUUGUUAUUUGGGAGGUUGCUGUUGUGUUGACCAUGGCAGUGUCCACUGUCAAGAAAAUGUCAUGGAAACUGCAAGAUGUGGUGGCCCAGCCAAGUAACGUGUCUUCACUGGUGUUGGGUAAAUCAUCAAGUCGCUUGCUGGCUACAGGAGGGGAGGACUGCAGAGUCAACAUCUGGGCUGUCAACAAAUCUAAUUGCAUUAUGAGUUUGACGGGCCACACAAGCCCUGUGGAAUGUGUCCAGUUCAGUACCUCAGAGGAGCAGGUGGUAGCUGGCUCUCAGUCAGGUUCUCUGCGGGUCUGGGACUUGGAGGCUGCUAAAAUAUUUCGGACAUUGAUGGGUCACAAGGCUAAUAUCUGCAGUGUAGACUUUCACCCAUUUGGGGAAUACCUGGCCUCAGGUUCCAUGGAUACUAACAUUAAGUUAUGGGAUUUGAGGAGGAAAGGGUGUGUGUUCCGGUAUAAGGGUCAUACUCAAGCAGUGCGUUGUCUGGGCUUUAGCCCUGAUGGAAAGUGGCUUGCUUCAGCCAGUGAUGACAGCACAAUUAAGCUUUGGGAUUUAACGGCUGGGAAGAUGAUCACAGAAUUCACAGCACACACAUCAGCGGUUUCUGUUGUCCAGUUCCACCCAAAUGAGUACCUUCUGGCUUCAGGAAGUGCUGACAGGACCAUAAAGUUAUGGGAUCUGGAGAAAUUCAAGAUGAUUGGCUCAUCAGAGGGUGAAACAUCUGGAAGGUGUGUCUUAUUCAGUCCUGAUGGUAGCUGUUUAUACAGUGGCUCAGAUGACACAUUGCGUGUGUAUGGCUGGGAGCCAGACUGCUGCUUUGAUGUAGUACGUGUAGGCUGGGGCAAAGUGGUGGACUUUGCAAUCUGUAACAGUCAAAUGAUUGGAGUGUCGUGCAGCCAGACGAAUGUGAGCUUGUAUGUUGUGGAUCUGGACCGAGUGAAGAAAUCAGGAGCUGUCCAAGAACAAAUUCAUGGUGGCAAGCCACUUGCUGCACCCAUUCCUAUAGGAGUAACACUAAGGCGCAACUAUGAGCGUCCCACCAUGUCCUGCAGCAGACAGAAAAUGAAACAGAAUGCAGAUGGAGACAGGUGUGUUGAGGGGGAGAGGCGUAGCCCUAGCAGCGAGGAUGAGCGUGAUGAGGAGAGCAAAGCAGAAAUCACAAAUCCAGAUGAUUAUAAAGAGAUAUUUCAGCCCCGCAGUGCUAUCUCACGAACACCUCCUAAAAGGCGUGAACCCUUCCCUGCACCACUUGUGGAUGAAAGUUUCCAGGUGAAGCCCCACUUAGCAGAAGAAAUCAUUACUACAUUGCCUGACCAAUUGAAGGCCCCCAAUGUUUCCUGCACAGUAACGCCCACAGCUCCAGCCCAGCCUGUAUCAGUCUCAAGGCAUGUCGUCACGACAUCCAAACUCGAACCCAAAUUAGCCGUUAACCCCUCCAUUGAGCCCCUCGGCCUUAUUUUCGGGGACAUUUUACAACCUGGACUAAGUGGAAACACCAGUGUCACAGCAGAUGAAGAGGCAUUGGUUCAGAUCAGAAAAGGGCAUAGCACUAUGUGUGUGAUGUUGACUAGCAGACACAAAAACCUUGACACAGUACGGGCUCUCUGGGCUGGUGGCGACAUCAAGACAUCACUCGAUUCUGCUACGUCCAUGAACGAUCUGUCCAUUGUGGUGGACAUCCUCAAUAUAAUCAACCUCAAACCGUCACUUUGGAAACUAGACACCUGCAUGACCAUCUUGCCCCAGCUUGAGGAGCUGCUACAGAGUAAAUAUGAAAGUUACAUGCAGACUGGGUGCAUGUCUUUGAAGUUAAUUUUGAAGCGCUUUUGGCCAUUAAUCUCAGAGACACUGAAUGCUCCCCCAUCUGUUGGAGUGGAUAUUACACGAGAGGAGAGGCACCAGAAGUGUAAGAUGUGCUAUAAGCAGCUGAAGAACCUCAGUAACGUAGUGAGGAACCGUGCAGAGCAAGUUGGUCGACAUGGCAGUACUUUCAAAGAACUGCAGCUACUUAUGGCCCCUUUGGAUUACUAAAACACAAUCACUUUCCUUAUUGCUUAAUAUCACACACAAAGAUUGGUCUCAGUAAGCUCUUACGUAGCAAAGCACUCACCAGGACAUGAUUGAGGAGGAAGUCCAGACGUCUGCUAGGCUGUAUGAAUAAACUUCAUAAACACUAUGUAAUGAAUUAUGUCAUCAGGCAAAUUUAAUUUACUGUGUAUUUACAAAACUGCUUUUGUUUGGGGGAUAAAUUUCUUUCUGUAAUUCCUUUUAUAUAAAGAAAAAGUAUGUACUGUUUUUUUUCUUCAAAUAAAAUACAUCAAUCUUUGUUUUCUAA
Ictalurus punctatus (channel catfish) is the source of this 2580-nucleotide messenger RNA. It is a transcript of the gene katnb1, whose product is annotated as katanin p80 (WD repeat containing) subunit B 1. Gene Ontology annotation, biological process: microtubule severing; microtubule depolymerization. The coding region runs from base 273 to 2276 and encodes 667 amino acids. Gene Ontology annotation, cellular component: katanin complex. Lineage: Eukaryota; Metazoa; Chordata; Actinopteri; Siluriformes; Ictaluridae. Gene Ontology annotation, molecular function: microtubule binding. The transcript has 20 exons. The record is from RefSeq and is a predicted model, not a curated record.